CAGCAGUAGCAACAACAACAACAACAACAGCAACGACAACAAUAAGGGCAACAGCCAACCGUCGCUCAGCAAUUACGGCGUGUAGUUGCUAUAAUGAUAGAUUUCAAAACAAAAUUGAGCAAAUUAUCGUAUAAAACGUGCCCCGGUUGGAAAAUCUAAAAAUAACACAACGCCAAUUCCGAGCCGAAGUCGAACUCGAAGUCGAAGUGGAAGUGGAAGUGGAAGUCAAAGUCGAAGCCAAAAACCAAGUGCCGUCUGCCCAACUGACUUUAAAUUAUGCAUGCACAUUGAUUUUCUGAGGCGUCGCCGUCGAUGUCGUUUUCGUCUUUACUUUCCUAUUCAUUGUCGUUAACAACAACAACAACAACAACAUCAUCUACAUCAGUAACAUCAACAGCAACAACAGCAACAGGAACAGACCCUGCCUAUAUAUUGGCAAUCUCGUAAAGUCAUUUCUCGUCCUGCGUUCAGCCCGCAUCGCAUGUUAUCAACGGAACUGACGUCGACGGCGUUGUGGAAUGCGAAUUAUCAGCGCACCAACGGCCUAACAAAAGAUGAGGCUUGCCUGUCGACGACAUAUGAAAAUUGCAGAACAGAAACAGCGACAACAGCAGCAGCAGCAGCAGCAGCAACAGCAGCAGCAACAUCAGCCGCAGCAAUGACCAAACAAUUGACAACAGCAACGGCGACAAAUGCAGCGUCUAGCAUCACACAAACGGCUAAUUUGGCGCCCACGGUGAUAUCUCCCACAACACCAGGCGCGACAACAACAACAACAGACGUAGCAGCGCCAGCUGCAGCAGAGACAAUAAAGACGCAGACGCAGUGCAGAACAAAAGCCUCCUCGGCAGCAUCAACAGCAUCAGCAGCAUCAGCAUCGGCGACUGCAACAAAAACAACUUCAUCAACGGCAUCAAGUGAUGCCAGCGGCCGUUCGGCGGCUCUGGAACGUGCCUACGUCCAUGAUGUGUAUGAGCACUGCGAGGAGCCGGCGAGGCCGGCGCGACCGCGAGUGGCACAGUUUCUGGGGAACCUGGAGCCGGGCUCGGUGGUCUGCGACGUGGGCUGCGGCAGUGGGCGUUACCUGACCCAGUGCAAUCCCGCCAUAUGCACCAUUGGCGUCGAUCGCUGCUAUCGCCUCAGCAAGGUGGCGCACGAGAAGGGAGGCGAGGUGGCGCUGUGUGACAAUCUGGAGCUGCCGUUUCGCGAUGAUAGCUUCGAUGCGGUGCUCUCGCUGGCCGUAGUGCAUCACUUUGCCACCACGGAACGUCGCGUCAGAGCGCUGAGGGAACUGGCCCGCAUUCUGCGCGUAGGCGGCCGUGUGGUAAUCACUGUGUGGGCGCUGGAGCAGCGCCAUCGACGCUUCGAGUCGCAGGAUGUGCUGAUACCCUGGCAGCCGCCCAAGAAUCGCACCUACUCCUACUCGUACUCCGACGAGGAGGAGGACGGAGACUUUCUGCCGCCCUAUCAUGCAUACACGGAGGACUCGACCAAUUCCAGUCGCUCGGCCGGCGAUGGCGACAGCUCAAGCCUCAGCUCAUCCUCGCCCGGCGAGUCCUGCUACAGCUUUGUGCGCCGUGCCAUACAAAAAUUGGCUGGCGGACGUCGUCAUGCUUGGUUCCUGGACUCCUGGACCUCCAAGGACACCAAGAACGACAGCAGCCUGGACUACGAGGAUGCCAAGGAUCUGCCCAUCGAGCUGCGUCGCCUCGAAGACUUUGAGGACUUCCCCGAUCCGCCGCUCUCCGCGGGCCUCAAGUCCCGCAGCUUGGGCAGCAUCCUGCAGCCGCCGCCGCGCCAAAUCGUGCGCUCGCGCUCCAGCGUGCCCAGUCUAGGCGGUCCCCUGGUGCCCGUCGAGACGAAAGCCAGCGCCACUGCCGCCCUACUGCUCAGCGCGCCCGAUGCCCAGAUGCCGCUCAAUGGGCGGCACUCGCCCACGAGCACCGCCAGUGCGGGCAGCACGCUGAGCCGCCGGCCCAAGCUGAUCAAGCAGAAGCAGUCGCUAUGUGAGGACGACAUCACACAGCUGGCAGACGCAGCGCCUGACGCUGAGGCAGCGUUCCACAUGGUCAGCAGCUACAAUGGCGCCAAUGGAGCAGUCAGCAGCAGCCUCUACGCGCGCUCUGACGCCAAUCCAGCGGCAGUCAGCUGUCAGCAGCCCAGCAACUCCGCCUCGGCGACGGCAGCAGCGGCGCCCACAACAGCUGCUGGAGCGGCGCCCAGCUUCCUGCGCAAGCAGAGCUCCCUGAACGAGGAGCUGAUGGCGGGCAAUCGACUGCGCGAGAAGGAGCGGGUGCGCAAGCGCAUACAGAAGCAGACCUCGCUGAACGAGGCCUUCCUCUGCCGCUCGGCGCUGUUCUCGAAGCGGCUGCAGCUCAUCCGGGAGGGAUUCACCACCAAGAUCAAGAGCUCGACGGGCAGCUUGGAGCGCGUGACCAAGACGGGCAUCACGAAGCUCAUUCAGAACAUCAAAAUCUCGCCCGCCAGCCAGACGGCGGCUAACCCGCCCGGCAAUCCCCAGCAGGCGAACAACAACAAUAAGCAGCCCACGACGCCAGCUGCGCAGACCCUGCAGCAGCAGCAGCAGCAGCAUCAGCACCACCACCACCACCAUCAUCAUCACACGAGCAACGCGGGCAGCCUGUUCCCGGCCCACCUGCUGCUGUCGACGGCGACCACUGGUCCAGUCAGCUACUGCAGCGUCGUGGACUGCAGCGCGCCCAACAUCUGCCACUGCAGCGCCUAUCAGCAGGACUGCGUGACCUGCGUGGCCUGCGCCGAGAGCGAGCAGGGCAACGCGCGCCGGCACUCGCGCGAGUCCGGCUCCGACUCGUCCAAGGACAGCAGCCUGCAGUCGGACACGAGCAUUGAGUCCGAGGACAGCUUCGCCUCGGUCAUUUUCAUACCCAAGCCGGAGCAGCAUCAGCAGCAGCUCAACUACCAGCAGCAGCAUCAGAACUCCAACUCAAGCUCCAGCAACUCCAGCUCCAGCAAUGGAGCCCAGGCGGCCUUGGCUGCGGCGUCCAAUCCCAACGCAGCCGCCCAGCCCAGCUGUCUGGCGCGUCUGCCGCCCACACACUCCGUGCCAACAUCGCCGCUUGUGAUGCCCUGCCCGCCGACUCCUGCCCACUCACCAGCCGCCAUUCAGGGCGCGGUCACCUCGCCGCCCCAGUCGACGGCGGCCGUGACGGCAGCGAUGGCCAUCUUGACGCCCGUCGCCAGGCCAAACCAAGCGCGCUUCAAUUUUGACGAGGCGCACAUCAAGCAGCAACAGCAGGAGCAACCGCAGCAGCAGCAGCAACCGCAGCAGCAGCAACCGCAGCAGCAGCAACCGCAGCAGCCGCAACAGCCAGCGAUACCCAAGAUCACGAGACAAGCGAUACGUGAAAUGCCGCCCAUACCCAAGUUCCGCAAGCAGCAGUCGCUGCAGCUGCAGCGCCAGAACUUUCCCAUCGUGCGACGGGCGUCCGGCUCGGGCGCGGCCAGCAGCAGCAGCAGCGCCAGCAAGCUGCUCUCGCUGGAGCUGUUCAAUCCGGCCACCGAUGAUCUGGACAGCGACUCCAGUGAGCCCUCCUCGCCGGACUCCAUUGACAGUGUGAUCAGCGCGCCGCGCUCCGCCCAGCUGCUCUCGGCCCCGAGCACUGGCACAGGCAAGUCCAGCGACGAGUCGGAGCCGGCGCUGGUGCAGCUCAUCACGAUCAACCAGGAGCAGUACCACAAGGGCGAGCUGCAGAUCAACAGUGCCACGCCCAACGAAAACGACAUCAUACUCAAUGCGGACAGCGCUCCGCUGCUGCCCAAGAAGCGCGAGGCUGGCCAGGCACAGGCCCAGCAGCCGCACGACUGCGCCGAGUUCGCGGAGCAGCUGUCGGCGCAGCUGCAGCGCGAGCUGGACGACAAGAGCAAUGGAGCAGAGUGUCGCAGCUUGGAUAGCAUCGGCGACAUUGGGGAGUACUUGAGCGGCGCCGGCAGUGCGGGUGGCGGCAGUUCGAGCAGCGGCUCCAAGAAGCGCUCCAAUGGCGAUCUGAGCGCACUGCGGGACGAGCUGCGCGAGCGACGUCUGAUGCUGGCCAAUCUGUCGACCCAGCCCAGCCUGCAGCAGUCGCCCAUAUCGUCGUCCACCUCCUCGCUUUCGUCCCAAACGCGCAGCUUCACCAUACACGAGGAGCAGGAGGGCGAGGAGGAGGAUGAGGAGAACGAACGCAGCUACACGCUGGGCAUCUACGAGCACUGCAAGAUCUCCAAGUUCAACUACAAGCGCCAUCGCCACUAUAAUCUCAACCCGGAGACGGCCUACCUGCUCCAGGAGGAUGGCGACAGCGACGUCCGCGACGACGAAUAUCCCAUACCCGAGGAGGAUGAGGAUGCCGAGGCGCUGGAGGCACGCGGCGGCGACCAGCUGGGCGAGGGCAUGCACGAGUACGGGCAGCGCAGGCGCAACUUCAGUGCCAUCAAAUCGGUGACCUCCAGUGCGUCCAGCUCCACGGAAACACCACCUGCGCAGCAGCCCACACAGCAGCAGGCGCUGCAGCAGCGCACCUCUGCCGACUCGCUGGAGCACUCGAAUAGCUCAAACACCUCGCUGGACAGCCCCUCCCAGGGCGGCUCCACCACCCAUCAUCGCUACUACCACGUGUUCCGCGAGGGCGAGCUGGACGCGCUGAUCAAUCACCAUGUGGCCAGUCUUCAUAUUGUGAGCUCCUACUACGAGCGGGCCAGCUGGUGCGUUGUGGCCGAGAAGGUGCAGGUGUGGACGAUCUAAGUUAGUAAUCUAAGAGUAAAAUA
Drosophila arizonae is the source of this 4785-nucleotide messenger RNA. It is a transcript of the gene fid, whose product is annotated as class I SAM-dependent methyltransferase fire dancer. The record is from RefSeq and is a predicted model, not a curated record. Gene Ontology annotation, biological process: tRNA methylation; tRNA wobble uridine modification. NCBI's taxonomy places the organism in Eukaryota, Metazoa, Arthropoda, Insecta, Diptera, Drosophilidae. Gene Ontology annotation, molecular function: tRNA (5-carboxymethyluridine(34)-5-O)-methyltransferase activity; tRNA binding; S-adenosylmethionine-dependent methyltransferase activity. Gene Ontology annotation, cellular component: cytoplasm; nucleus.